UUCACAACCACUCCUGCCAUCGAGCCAUGGACCACUUCUCCUGGUCCGACGGCGUUCAAGCCGUCCUUGCCCCAUGUCUCGCCUGCCUCCCCAGCCGCCGCUAUCACUCGCACCCCGAAUCCUCCACCCAAGGCGCAGGCCCCGAUCUCCAACGCCUCCUCGCCGAGCCGGGCGACAGCACCGACACCGAGGCCGAGACUCUCUCGCUGCACUCCACCGUCGGUCACGAGCAGCGACGCAAGAAGAAGAAGAAAAAGAAGCGGAACCCGAAACGGAUCACGCUCUGGGGCUGGGACCUGUUCGGGCGGCCCGCGAUCCAGCUGCCGCCGGAUGAGGACGACGACGAUGGCGAGCAAGGGGAGGGCAGGAGGGGCAGACCGCGGCUGAGCUCGCGCGCGAGCGUCGACUCGGACGCCGCCCCGAUCGACCCGUCCACCAUCGCGCAGCUCUCGUCGUCACCCCCGGCGCCGCGCGGCCAACCGUCGGAACACGCCCGGAUGCGCGUCGAGCCGGAGGAGGACCGGGUCGCGCGCGAGCAGGAGCGGGAGCGGGAGGAGCGGCGGAGGCGAAGGCGCGAGCGCAGGGCGAUGAAGGAGCUCGCGCUGCGGCUCGCGGCGGGGCACGGCGCGGACGACGGGGAGUUCGAGGGCUUCCAGGGAUCCGGGUCCGGAGUGGGCGGCGCGGGAGGCAUCCCGUCGCCCUUCAAGCGCGGCGCGCUGCCCGUCUCGCCCAGCGUGACCGGCUCCGACUCGCAGCUCUCGUACCAGCAGCGCGCGCCGCAGCAGCAGCAGCAGCAGCUGGCGCCGCACCCGGACGUUGACGAGCCGCUCGAAGGGGACGCCGACUUUGGCGCGGAGAGUUACGCGAAGCGGGGCGGCGCGGCGGGGACGUCGGACGGGGGAGGGUCGGAUUCGCGCUCGCGCACGUCCGGGUCGCGGUCCAACUCCGGAUACGCACCGUAUCCAGCGGACGCCACGCAAUCCGCGGGCGUGGGUGCGGAGUACAACCACCACUUCCUCUCUUCUCAGCCUCCUGCACAAGCUCAGAAGAAGAGCAAGAAGAAGAAGAGCAGGAAGUCGGGGAUCGCGUCCAACUCGAACUCGUCGCAUUCCCGUUCCGACUCGCGCUCGGUGGUGCUGUCGCCGUCGACGCCGGCGUUCGAGGGGUACCCGGCUGAAGAUGACACGUUCGAGGGAUACCCCGUGGACGACACGCCUGUGAAGACGAAGGCACCUUCCGUGGCGAGCGCGACGACUACGACAUCUUUCCCGAGCUCCGGGUUUGGCGGGUCACGGAGGGGGAAGAGCGAUGCGGGUGUCUUCCUCGCACGGAGGGGAGACGACUAG
Messenger RNA from Punctularia strigosozonata HHB-11173 SS5, 1346 nucleotides. RefSeq lists its product as uncharacterized. The transcript has a single exon. The coding region runs from base 27 to 1346 and encodes 439 amino acids. The record is from RefSeq and is a predicted model, not a curated record. Lineage: Eukaryota; Fungi; Basidiomycota; Agaricomycetes; Corticiales; Punctulariaceae.